This is a messenger RNA of Salvelinus sp. IW2-2015, 1264 nucleotides long. RefSeq names its product mitochondrial import inner membrane translocase subunit Tim13. NCBI's taxonomy places the organism in Eukaryota, Metazoa, Chordata, Actinopteri, Salmoniformes, Salmonidae. The record is from RefSeq and is a predicted model, not a curated record.
CAAUUACAGGAAGUCACGUGGUUGAACAAUAUCGUUUCAAGGGCAAUUUUUCCGAAGUGUUUACAUUAGCUAACACGUGUAAUUACUAGCUACAGUGUAAUUUCUUAAAGAUAAUAUUAUAGCAAUUAGAUAUGGACGGAUUUGGUUCCGAUUUUUCAUCAGGUGCUGGGUCCGGUAAAAUGGAUACCGGCACAAUCAUGGAGCAAGUAAAGGUACAGAUUGCGGUGGCUAAUGCGCAAGAGCUCUUGCAGAGAAUGACAGACAAAUGUUUCAAGAAAUGCAUAGGCAAACCUGGAGGCACGUUGGACAACUCUGAACAGAAAUGCAUCGCUAUGUGCAUGGAUCGAUAUAUGGAUGCAUGGAAUACUGUGUCCCGUGCCUACAACUCCAGACUACAGAGGGAAAGAGCUCGUAUAUGAACAUUGUCCUAUUCUGCCAGCCACACCUUUGCAAAGCCAAAACAUAUGUCAGGGAAGGUGUUAGUGGCUGAGGCUGCAAGAGCGUAUGUGGCAUGAUGACACACAAACUUCUGUGAGAACACCUAACGGACAGGUUUGGAGACCCUGUGAAUGGCAGCAAUAAUGAUAGUGGACAUUUUCCUUUCACUAAAAGGAUAUUUUAACAAAUGGAUAUCUUCUAUUGUUUUUUAUUAUUAUUAUUAUUAAAAGUGUCAUGAAUUAAUAAUGUUAAAAAGGAAAUAUUAUCUGCAAUUAUAAUGUAAAACUCUCUGUAACUGUCCCCUAAAAGUUCAGUGUCAGGUACCUAUUCUUCAGUUGGCUACUGCCUGUGAGUGUGGGUGAAACACCAGUUCCCUGAUGGGAUUAGGCAAGGCUUCUUUUACGACCUUGCUAAACCUGGUUUCUUCCCUGUGGAAGAACUGAGGAACAAUUGUUUGUUUGUUUUCAUAAUUGUGAACCAGGCACUCGGACCAGCUAAACAAUCCUAUAUCAUAAUACGUGUCGAGAACAAAACAGUAUUGUCAGACUUGCGUUCCAGUUGUCACUAUCUGCCUUAGUGGAUCUGUUUAACAGGGUCUGCUGUGGUGCAGACUUUGUAUUGAACCUGUUUUGAACCUGGCUGGCUUUGUUUGUCAGAUUACUGGGAACAGCCCUCCUUCAUUCAUCCCUUUGAUUUGUGUAAGGAAGUAAAAAAUAAAUGGCCUGUGAGUGCUUAAAGAUGGGUGCCGCUGCUCAGAAGUGUGUUUGUGACUGACUGGAAUGGCCUUUUUCACUUGUGAGACGUAAAUAAAUACAUUCCGGUCAAG